UCGUAGCUAAAUUUGACGUCACGCAAGUGUACGCCAUUUUGUAAGUGUCUGCCGUACUCAGUUUUCUAGCCAAAGUGUUAAAAUAAUUUAUCUCGCAUGAAUUUGUAUACGUUUAUAAGAUAGAUAAUUACAAACCUAUUUAACGUUUCGUACGUUAAAUCUACAGACACAAAGUAUGGAGGACAAAGCGUCGUUAAAAGAACUGGAUCAGUGGAUAGAGCAACUAAAUGAAUGCAAGCAAUUGACAGAAAAUCAAGUAAAAACGUUAUGCGACAAGGCAAAGGAGAUUCUCACUAAGGAGUCGAACGUCCAGGAGGUGAAAUGCCCCGUGACGGUCUGCGGGGACGUCCACGGACAGUUCCACGACCUGAUGGAGCUGUUCCGCAUCGGGGGCAGGUCGCCGGACACCAACUACCUGUUCAUGGGGGACUACGUGGACCGCGGCUACUACAGUGUGGAGACCGUCACGUUGCUCGUCGCACUUAAGGUGCGAUACCGCGAAAGAAUAACCAUCCUUCGCGGGAACCACGAGUCCCGUCAGAUCACCCAGGUGUACGGGUUCUAUGACGAGUGCCUGCGCAAAUACGGCAACGCGUCUGUCUGGAAGCACUUCACGGACUUGUUCGACUUCCUGCCCCUGACCGCGUUGGUGGACGGCCAGAUAUUCUGCCUCCACGGCGGCCUCAGCCCUUCUAUCGACACCCUGGACCAUAUUAGGGCGCUUGACCGCUUGCAGGAGGUGCCCCAUGAGGGACCCAUGUGUGAUCUGCUAUGGAGUGACCCUGAUGAUAGAGGCGGAUGGGGAAUAUCUCCCCGCGGCGCUGGCUACACGUUCGGCCAGGACAUCUCGGAGACGUUCAACCACAGCAACGGCCUGACGCUGGUCUCCCGCGCCCACCAGCUCGUCAUGGAGGGCUACAACUGGUGCCACGACCGGAACGUGGUCACUAUAUUCUCAGCACCAAACUACUGCUAUAGAUGUGGUAAUCAAGCCGCCAUUAUGGAAUUGGAUGAUGCGCUUAAGUACUCAUUCCUCCAGUUCGACCCGGCCCCGCGGCGCGGAGAGCCGCACGUGACGCGGCGGACGCCAGAUUACUUCAUGUAGGCUGCAUCGGAGGCGCAUAUCACGCAGCAGCGGUGCGGGGCGCCCCCCUCCGCCCCCUCCCCGCGACCGAGGGCCCCCCACUCCCCCCACUAUGUUUCAUGUUCGCCGGUUUCGAAGUCGUUUAUAUCCGGAAACGUCGCGUUUUGUUCGCCUUUAUUACAGUGUUAUUUUAAAUCUUAUUUGCUUUUAUUUCUCUUUUAUAUCUGUUGAUAUCUAUAUCUACUCGUAUGAGUUGUAUUGCACAAUGUGAUCAAAAGUGUUACGUUUUGACAAUAAUGGGACUAAUUGUCCCUCUUUCAAUGCAAUUUAUUGGUGACGUAUUAAUGGUUUAGCGAUUCUGUCCAUUGUGAAAUGAAUAUAGAAACACUAAAUCUCAAUAAAAACUGCUUUGAAUAGUGACCAGAAACUGUCUUCUCAAAAUCAUAUUUAGCACCAAACAGGUAUUAAGUUAGUAUUUGUAUCUGUUAAUAAUGGGUAAAAAUUUCAGUAUCCUGUUAAGAAUCCACCACUAAUCAUUUCCAUUUUUUGGCAUAGAGUAAAGAUAUUAACUUAUCAAGAAACACAGUAAAUCCGAUCGCGUCAUGUUCGUGUUGGUAAGACGUGUUUGCAAACAAGAUGUGAGAUUGCAGUUUAAUUUAGUAAAUAUUGGUAUUGUUUAGCUAUCUGGCUAAAUAAUUUAUAUUGUACAUUGGGCGUUACGUAUAACUUACGUUUUUAUGAAACCAAAACAAAUGAACAAUAUCGUUGAAAAUGAUUUUGAUAAUACAGUAUUUAGUGGACUAAAUGGUGAAUUUUAUGUUCUUUCAAUAUUUUAAUCUGUUGACAAAGCAGACCAACGCAUUAAACUUUCAAUGUAAACAGAUGAUUUUUAUGGUAUUUUGCAAAUAGAAGAUGUAAAAUUGAUUUUCGACGAAGGUUAAUUAAUGGUGAUUUUUUUUUGCUUUAUACAAUAAUGGAGAUUUACAUCUCCGGAUAAUUUGAGCGAAUCGUAAAUUCCCAAGUCCCUCGGUCGUGUCGAACAAUAAACGUAUGGGUUAUGGAAGUAGCUUAUAUCUGGUGUGAAAAUUGCGUGCGGGAGCGCACGAGUGCAUUUAAAUUUUAAGUGGAUGUCACCGCGGCGCACACGCAGAAUGACUUAUUUCAUGAAUAAGCGAUUCGCAAAAUGUCAUGAUGUUUCCUACAUACUAAUGUGAUAAUUACGUCGAUGACUUUUUUCCAACGGGAUUUUCGGUCGGGUAUUUUUUUAAAUUGCUGACACACUAACUCUGUGUGUUUCUUUCUUAUGACUGAUGUUCUUCAUCGAAUGACAGUCUAGUUUCGAACGAAAAUCGCUGCUUUUAUUGUGGUACCAGAUUAAAAUUCUGCAGCAUUUUCACACGACUUGGGAUAUUGGUCAUUCUGUGUGUGUUCCGCAAGCGCAAUUUGUAAUUAGUCUUGCCCGAUCACUGCUACCGUCUCGUUGGUAUGUUCAUUAGGGCCGCGUCGUAUCCUCUAUGUAAUGUAUCGAGAAAUUUGACCAUAUUAAACACCGUAAAUUUACUAA
Amyelois transitella is the source of this 2648-nucleotide messenger RNA. RefSeq names its product serine/threonine-protein phosphatase 2A catalytic subunit beta isoform (gene mts). Lineage: Eukaryota; Metazoa; Arthropoda; Insecta; Lepidoptera; Pyralidae. Bases 176 to 1105 code for a protein of 309 amino acids. Gene Ontology annotation, cellular component: cytosol. Gene Ontology annotation, molecular function: protein serine/threonine phosphatase activity. The record is from RefSeq and is a predicted model, not a curated record. Gene Ontology annotation, biological process: peptidyl-serine dephosphorylation; mitotic cell cycle. The transcript has 7 exons.